Messenger RNA from Dicrocoelium dendriticum, 516 nucleotides. NCBI's taxonomy places the organism in Eukaryota, Metazoa, Platyhelminthes, Trematoda, Plagiorchiida, Dicrocoeliidae. The record is from the annotation of a GenBank genome assembly.
AUGACAGGCCAGUCCAUAGUAUUGACAGAGGAAGGCGAAGGUAAAUCUGGAAAGCGCUUUUGGUACGAAAUCUGGAGCUCAACGCUCCAACAAGCAGGCAUUCUGCGUUGUGGUUGUCAGAUCGCACUAGCUCAGUUCAGCCGCAACGCAACUUUCCAAUCCCAUAUCAAUGUGUUUAUCGCGCUUGCACCUGUCGCUUACCUCGGCAACGUGGAAAGCCCAAUACGUAUAAUCGCGCCGCUCGCACAGAAGAUGGAAUACGUGUUGCGCUUGUUCAACCACGGAGAGUUUUUACCGAGUUCUGAUUUAUUGACAUUUUUGGGUAAAUUGCUCUGUACCGAAGGUCAUGCACCAAUUGUGUGCAAAAACAUCAUCUAUCUCAUCGCGGGCUACGAUGCGGGAAAUACCAAUGUGACUCGUCUACCUGUGUAUAUAGCACACACGCCUGCUGGAACGUCAACCAAAAACAUGGUACACUACUGCCAGGCAAGUAAUUCUCCCUUCUUACACCCUUAA